UGAUAGCAACAGUCUUGUUUUCUAUCUCACACAACACCACACUGACUUUUCUUUCUCCUAUUGAACAUGAAUGCUAUCAAUUCUAUAAUGGAUGUCAUGCAGGGCUUUGGGGUGAGCACCACCCAUUACCUGCAGACUAACUAUCAGGACGCCCAAGGUUUGUUCCUCUGGGUGUCCUGGGCUGCGGACCUCAGGAACACCUUCUUCAUCUUCUUCCCGCUCUGGUUUCACCUGCGUUCUUCUGUGGCCAUCAAACUCAUCUGGGUGGCAGUGAUCGGAGACUGGCUCAACUUGGUGUUCAAAUGGAUUCUGUUUGGGGAGAGGCCUUACUGGUGGGUCCAUGAGACGGCUCAUUAUUCAAACUCUGAUCGUCCUCACAUUGAGCAGUACCCAAUGACCUGCGAGACCGGGCCAGGCAGCCCGUCUGGUCACGCUAUGGGAGCCGCCGGAGUCUACUACACCCUGGUGACAUCCAUCCUCGCCAUUAUGACGAGCAAGAAGAAAUAUGGAGGCAAGAAAUCCACCGACAAGCACUGGUACCUCAAGGCAGUUUUGUGGACCCUGUUCUGUGGAGUCCUGGUGUGUGUCUGUCUCUCAAGAGUCUUCAUCGCUGCCCACUUCCCCCACCAGGUCGUUGCUGGUGUUAUCACAGGUAUUAUCGUGGCCGAAGCAUUCAACAGAACUCAGUGGAUCUACAACGCCAGCAUGAAGAAGUAUUUCUACACGACGCUCUUCUUGACAUCCUUUGCUGUCGGCUUCUACCUCGUACUCAAAGCUCUGGGUGUGGAUCUCCUGUGGACCCUGGAAAAAGCCCAGAAGUGGUGCAUAAAGCCCGAAUGGGUCCACCUAGACUCCACGCCCUUUGCCAGCCUCCUGCGUAACAUGGGCACCCUGUUUGGCCUGGGUCUGGGCCUGCACUCGCCUCUCUACACCGAGACCAAGAAGAGCAACAGCAAGUUGGUGAAAACAGGGUGUGUUCUCAGCUCUCUGUUCCUGCUGCACCUGUUCGACUCCUUCAAGCCUCCCACGCACAUCGCGGCACUCUUCUACCUGCUGUCUUUCUGCAAGAGCGCCACCGUGCCGCUCAUCACUGUCAGCUUAAUCCCGUACUGUGUGAACGGAGCUCUCAACAUGCAGAGCAAAAAGGGAGUUUGAGCAAUGAACUCAGAUUUUACAGACUCAAGAAAUGGGAGUGCAGAGUCCCUUUAAUAUGAGAAAAAUUGAGGGGUUCACUCCAUUCAAAGUCCAACUUUUACUCAGGAAAACCCCCAAUGCGUCGAUGGGACAUCGCCAAUUGUGUCAUUUGGACACUGAACUCUGUGACUUCUGUGAAAGCAGCAUCCACGAUACCCUGGAGCACUUGGCAAUUGUGUUUUUCGAAAUUUGAAUUUAACAAACGGGAUAAUAACAAAUUUCUGAAGUUCCACACCUAAUGACUAAUUCCUUACAUGUGUCAUGCUAAACCUCAUUUAAAGCUAUGAACUGUCACACUUUUUAUAUGUCAUUUUAACAUGGUUAUGUAUUUUAAAUAUUAUUGAGUUUUUCAGAACAAUGAAAAGUAUUUUUGAAACUGUUGUUUUGAAUAUUUUUAAUAAAAAAUGGUCAGAAUGUAUCAAAA
This is a messenger RNA of Labrus bergylta (ballan wrasse), 1618 nucleotides long. RefSeq names its product glucose-6-phosphatase catalytic subunit 1a, tandem duplicate 2 (gene g6pc1a.2). Gene Ontology annotation, biological process: gluconeogenesis; glucose 6-phosphate metabolic process. Gene Ontology annotation, cellular component: membrane. Gene Ontology annotation, molecular function: glucose-6-phosphatase activity. The record is from RefSeq and is a predicted model, not a curated record. NCBI's taxonomy places the organism in Eukaryota, Metazoa, Chordata, Actinopteri, Labriformes, Labridae.